Messenger RNA from Rubroshorea leprosula, 826 nucleotides. Lineage: Eukaryota; Viridiplantae; Streptophyta; Magnoliopsida; Malvales; Dipterocarpaceae. The record is from the annotation of a GenBank genome assembly.
GUGGGAAUCUUUUCAUAAAUUUCUCCAUAAAGUUUUGAAAUGGGAAUCAAUGGAGAAACAGCAAAUGUUGGAGGCAAAGAAUGGUACUUCUACAGUCAGAGAGAUCGGAAAUAUGCAAUCGGACUCAGAACAAACCGGGCAACAGCCUCUGGGUACUGGAAGGCCACUGGAAAAGACAAGCCUAUCUUUCAGAAGGGCACCCUCGUCGGUUCGAGAAAAACCUUGGUGUUCUACCAAGGUAGGGCACCUAAAGGAAGCAAAACCAAUUGGGUCAUGCAUGAGUUCAGGCUUGAACCCCUUUCUCUCCCUCGAAUUUCAACUCUCAAGGGGGAUUGGGUCUUGUGUCGAGUGUUUUACAAGAACAGAGAAGGCCCGGCAGUGGUGGCGGCUAAACCUGAGCUGGGCAGAGGUUGUUAUGACAACAUAGGCAGCUCUUCAUCUCUCCCACCUCUCGAGGAUUCUUACAUCACAUUUGACCAAACUUAUGAACCCAAGUUAAAUGAGAAUGAGCAAGUGCCCCGCUUCCCUAUUUUCUCCCCAAACCAGCCCAAUUACUCUGUUUUCUCACCCGUCAACAGCAACCACAUGGAAGAUACUGCAAUACCUGAGAAAAACCCAUGUUUUCUUGGAUAUUUCUCAAUGAUGAGUGAUUGCGUAGAUACUUUUCCUGUGCAACAAGGUGAUAAAAGCUGCGUUUCGCUAUCUUAAUUACCCAGAUGAUAGUGUUCAUGUGAAAAGGGUCAUCAGCAAGCUUAGAAGGAAAUUUUAAGAGCUACUUAUUUGAUGUGGAUAUGCAAAACUUUUGGAAUAAUGAAUUUGAUGUUUA